Molecule: messenger RNA, 2904 nt
Organism: Scophthalmus maximus (turbot)
Lineage: Eukaryota; Metazoa; Chordata; Actinopteri; Pleuronectiformes; Scophthalmidae
Gene: creb5a
Product: cAMP responsive element binding protein 5a
Exons: 13
Coding region: 529-2100 (523 amino acids)
Biological process (GO): regulation of transcription by RNA polymerase II
Molecular function (GO): DNA-binding transcription factor activity, RNA polymerase II-specific; cAMP response element binding
Source: RefSeq, a predicted model, not a curated record
GCUUGCAGUCGGACGGAAAUCUGAUAAGCCGAGGAAAUCAAAUCUCGCCAGUGUCCCUGCGUGUCCGCGCCGACUCGAGUGCUCCUGCAGUGUGUCAAUGCUAAUUGACGGACGCCGACUCGAGCGGGGGAGCAUUUGCAAAGAGGUGAAGUGUCGCCGGUCUCUUCGCGGAGAGACACCUGGGGUGACAACGGCUGCAGACCUGUUUUUCACGCGAGCACAGUGGUGUUGCGCCGCAUCAGGCCUGCAGACUGUGAACACGCCCCUCUCGCAAACGUUAGCUGCGGGGAAGCCGCUGCCCGGCCGGCGGGGUGCCACUCACACCUAUGAGCCCUGCACGCGGCCCGUGUGGUGGUCGACGCACCGCCGCAAGAGCAUAUAACAAAGCACAAGGACACGCCAGUCAGGCCCGCAGAUAGAGAAGGAUCUGGACUGAGGAAACCAGGUGAUAUCAAGCUCGGAGUGCGCAGUUCUCUAGAAAAGUUCCCAUGCUGGCUGUUCAGAGCCACUCAGAGGUUUGUGGAUGACAUGAAUGACAAACAGGACAGGCCUCAUGUGUGCGGCGCCCCCGGCUGCUCUCAGCGCUUCCAGUUAGAGGAGCACCUGGUCAUCCACAGACACAAGCAUGAGAUGACCCUCAAGUUCCCCUCCAUCAAAACAGACACGGCUUUCACAGACCAGACGCCCACGCCGACGCGAUUUUUGCAGAACUGUGAAGAGGUUGGUCUGUUCAAGGAGAUAGAGGAGGAGUUCCUUCAAGCACAGGAAGAGGAAAAGAGCAAACAGACGCUUACCCAUAAUGGGCCGUCCUGUAUGAACCAACACCAGCUCAAACCCCAGCUUCAGCUCCAGCACCCACCCCAGCCUCGGCACCCACAUCCCCAGCCACCGCUGCACCAUCCCCAAACCCACACCCUGCAGCAUCCCCAGUGUCAUGGCCCCACGAUGGGCCCCAGCUGCAGCCUGGCUGCCCAGCAAGCUCUGUCCUCCUCCCAGCCCGGAUCGGUCAUCACCCAGGCCCCUUCCAUGCUCACACACUCAGGCCCAGUUCCCGGGCCAUUGUCCUCCCUCCUCCACAUGCGGAACAGACACAGACAACCGCUGGCGGCCUCCUUACCUGGCACCCUGCCAGAUCCCGCCAUGCAGGGAGCAUCUGCUCAGCACAUGCCUAUAGAGAAGCAGAUGUCCUGUCUCAUGGGUAUACCAGGUCCAGCACACAACCCCUCCUGUUCUUCGCCUCAGAGAUCCAAACAGACGCUGGGCCAUCAUUUCCAACAGCACCACCUGGGAAUGGCCUCCGUCAACAACCCCAGUGCCUCUGUGGGUCACGUGAUGGACAUGAUGUCACACUGCCACCAGGCACCUCCACUGCAACACCACCCGCAUCAUCCGCAGCUUCCGGCUCCACCGCUUCCCUACCAGCAGCGAUGCCACGCCCCUCCUCCACAGCACCUGGGAAGCUCGCACGGCCACCAGCUUCACCAGUCAGGGAAUGUACCGCGCGCUCAGGCUCACCAGUCGCCGCCCUCGCACAUGCACCAGGCGUCACCUCCGCUGCCUGUUUCUGCACAGUUAUCACCAGUUGCACAGCAGAUGCAUCCCUCGCACCCUUCCCAUUCCCAGCACGCAGUGCAGGCAAGUGGCAGCUGCAUUGGCGGUGGGGCGCGAGAGGGGGGAUGCAGCAACCGUCGGCGGAGGACGGCAGAGCAGGACCCCGACGAGCGCAGGCAGAAGUUUCUGGAGCGCAAUCGGGCGGCAGCUACCCGCUGUCGACAGAAGAGGAAGGUGUGGGUGUCGUCGCUGGAGAAGAAAGCUGAAGAGCUGACGCACACAAACCUGCAGCUACAGAAUGAGGUGACGUCGCUGAGGUCGGAGGUGGGUCAGCUGAAGCAGAUUCUGCUCACCCACAAGGACUGUCCCGUCACUGCCCGGCAGAGAGAGGCACAGGGUUACCCCACUGCAGGGGUGAGCCCAGGAGGAAGUCCCACUCCUGUCGGCCCCGGGCCUCAUCCGCAGGCCAUCCAGCACAACAGCAUCUCCACCUCCUCGACAGCCGCCGCAGGCGACGCGAGCCACGACCCCCAUCAGCACGGACAUUAGCCCUCAUCGUGUAGAGGAGGGGGUUGCGAUUGGAUUGGCUGAAUCGUACCUGACGGAAAAUACCUUUUUCUGUCCUAACUACGCUGAAGUCUCACCAAACUGUGGAUGCAUAUCGCUUUGCGUUAUAGAUGAAAUACUGAACCGGAUAGGUGAAUGUAUAACUCCGCAUGAGGUGUUUCACAUAAUUCUCAUCUUGCCUCGUUGGAGAGGAUAACGAAACCACAUACAGGUACAUCAAGGGGGUUUCAUUUCCAUAACAGGUGCAAAAAAAUGCCCUUCUCUGAAAGCUUUGUUAAAAACUGUGAUGGUUGGUGGCAACUCACUGCAUCCUGUGUUUGUUCAGAAAGUGUCUGUUUCUGACCAUUGCCUGCUACUCGCUGACUAUGCACCCACACUAUCCCAAAGCAUAAUUUCCGUCUUCUCUCGCUCUUUUAUCUUGCACUAAUCUUAAAACAAAGCCUAUAGUUUGUAUCUUUAACUGAGCAGCUGCAAGUGCACACCUCAUGCCUUUUCUCUGAAGCAGAGGCAGCUUGUCAAAACUAUGUAUUUUUCUACGUCUAUACUAAUAAGAAGACAGACAUUUUAUUUUGUUUCCAGAUUUCAAAUCAAACUCACGUGUAUUUUUGAAAGCCAUUUUUAAAAAACAUGUUAAACACAACUGCCCUAAGAUACUAAAUAUGUAUAAACUGCACUUCAUGUCUCAAGUCUUGACAAUUUAAUUUAAUUUUCGCUUAAGUUACACUUUUUGUACUGUAAAGAUGUUGACAAUCGCUGUAAAUCUAAUGCUAAAAUAAAAACCCUUAU